AUGUUGCUGCGUUUCCUGUCUCUCACAGGCGCGCUCUGUCUGAGCAGCUGUGCUGCUUUGUCUUUGCCCGAACAUAAGGUCGAACUGUCUGGGCUGGAUCCCGAGUUUCGAAGCCGAAUCAUCUCCAACGCCCGUCCAACCAAUGUGCCGACCGCUCCUUGUUCAUUCUCCGAUCCCGAAUGUUCGAAAGAUAUCGAUCUUCAUUCCCAUCUGACCCUGGACUUCUCCACGGAAAAUGGCACCCUCCUCGCCAACCAUGACCCGAUCUUCCCGCCCACUUUCCCAAUGCGAUUCCAUGCAGUCCGGCAUUUUCAUUCGGGCCGCGAGACUGUCGACUUGGCCUAUGAACUGGAUGUCCGACCCAUGCCGUCACGCCCGGAUGAGACCCUUGGGGGCGUCUUCCUGUUGAAACUCAGACUGUUUGACCUACAAGGGCGGCCCGCCUCCGAUCACCUCGUCACGAUCACACUGACUCAAGACUCGGAGGGAAAUCUCCAAAUCACUCAACUGGAAACCAACCCCGUCCACGGCCACCACCAUCACGACGGACCGCCAUCAUGGAUGGCCCAGUUGACCGCUAGCAUUCAGACCAUGAAGGACGCCGUCAAGGACUGCAUGCACGGUCCAGGAUCGAAGCCUGCGACCGCGAGACCCCAACAUGGCCACAUGCAACCUCCAGUCGACAAGCACCGCACGAUCGCUCCAGAACAUCACCCCCAUCACCACAGGCCCGGCUACUGGGCCGGCCGGGAGAAGAACUUCGGGAGACUGAUGCGUCCGGUGGCCAUGCCCGCCCUUCUAGGGGUAAUGGCCGGCGUGGUUGCGUGCAUGGUUGGAUUUGUGAUGGGCAAAAUCAUCAUCUCGGUGUUCUACUGCGUUCGGGGUUGCAGGAAGCAGCAGAAGGUGCAGGAGCAGGAGCAGACUAGCAUCCCCCGGGUAGUGGUGGUGGAAAGCGCUUCCAGUGAAAAGGAGCGCUUACUGGCGAUGUGCGAUGAUCAUUGUUGA
Molecule: messenger RNA, 1005 nt
Organism: Aspergillus bombycis
Lineage: Eukaryota; Fungi; Ascomycota; Eurotiomycetes; Eurotiales; Aspergillaceae
Exons: 2
Coding region: 1-1005 (334 amino acids)
Source: RefSeq, a predicted model, not a curated record